AUGGAUGGAAGCCUUAGCUUUAUUUUGCGGCCAGAUAUGAGCGAUAAUAUAUCAUUGCCAACAUCUGAUUACAUCCCGUACAUGAGAUUAGAUCCAGAUGGACACCUGAUGCUAUAUGGCCUGCCAUUUCUUCCUAAUAGAGAUGUGUUCCUGUACAGUGAGGUGCUGUAUGAUGUACUGGGGUCAAUGGGUAUGGAUAACUGUGCUUACCCAAAAACCUGCGGGGAGUACGGCUUAUGCACGAGGGGGCAAUGCACUUGUCCACUCCAAAACAGUUCUAGUUCCAGCUACUUCAAGCCAGUGGAUGAGCAGACACUAGAUCUUGGCUGCAUGCCGCUAACUCCAAUCUCUUGUCAUGAAAUGCAACGCCACCAGCUCUUGAGCCUUGCAAAUGUUAAAUACUUUCAUGACAACCAAACGGUUGUGAAUGCAACAAAUGAAGAUGACUGUAAGCAAGCUUGCUUGAAGAACUGCUCCUGCAGGGCCGUUCUGUUCAGAGCUGGAGGAUGUGUGUGGGUGAAAAAGGUCUUCUCUUUGCAUGCAAUACAACCUGAAAAUGCUGAUUACGCAUCCGCUUACCUCAAGGUGCAACUUAUCCCCUCACUUUCUGCACCCAAUGCGGACAGAAAGAAGGUGAUCUUAGCUACUACAUUUGGAACUAUUACUGCUCUUGCAUUGCUUGUCAUUGUUGUCACUCUUUAUCUUCAAAGGAGGAGAAAGUAUGAAGAGAAAGAUGAAUUUAAUUUUGAUCAAUUGCCUGGAACACCAACGAGAUAUUCUUUUCAAAAGUUGCGCGAAUGCACUCAAGGGUUCAGUAAGAAGCUCGGAGAAGGUGGGUUUGGGUCGGUUUUUGAAGGUAAAUUUGGUGAAGAGAGAGUUACAGUGAAACGUUUGGAAGGUGCUAGACAAGGAAAGAAAGAGUUUUUGGCAGAAGUCGAGACUAUUGGAAGUAUUGAACACAUCAAUCUUGUCAGGCUGAUUGGCUUCUGUGCAGAGAAGUCUGAGAGACUUCUCGUGUAUGAGUAUAUGUUGAGAGGGUCGCUUGAUAGGUGGAUCUAUUACUGCCAUAACAAUGUGCCUCUUGAUUGGUGCACACGUUGUAAGAUCAUCCUUCAUGUUGCGAAGGGUUUGUGCUAUCUUCAUGAGGACUGCAGGAGAAAAAUAGUUCAUUUGGAUAUCAAACCACAAAACAUCCUCUUGGAUUGCAACUUUAAUGCCAAAGUGGCUGAUUUUGGAUUAUGCAAGCUAAUAGAUAGGGAUCAAAGCAAGGUAGUGACUAUGAUGAGAGGAACGCCUGGAUAUCUGGCACCUGAAUGGUUGACAUCAAGGAUCACUGAAAAAGUUGAUGUCUACAGCUUUGGAGUUGUCAUCAUGGAAAUAGUAAGUGGACGGAAAAAUAUUGACAACUCUCAGCCCGAGGAGAAUGUUCAGCUCAUAAAUCUUUUACAGGAAAAGGCUCAAAACAACCAAUUGAUUGAUCUGAUCGACAAGCAUAGUGAUGAUAUGGUCUCACACCAGGAGGAAGUAGUUCAAAUGAUGAAGCUUGCAAUAUGGUGCCUACAACAUGACAGCAUUCAAAGGCCUUCAAUGUCAAUCGUGAUCAAGGUACUGGAAGGUGCGAUUAGCAUAGAAACUUUCGAUGCAAAUUCACUCAUGUUUGUUCAAGAUAACCCACCAACAUAUUCAGUUCCAGCUCAAGCAUGCAUAUUAUCUGGCCCAAGAUGAAACGGGCGGGUAAUGAGCAGAAGAAUGUCAAGUUAUGGACUACUGCUUUUGUAUCCUAUACUAUUUGUAUUGUUGAAAUAUGAUAGAAAUUCAAAAUUGUAGUCAACAAUAAAGCAAGAACUAUCGGAUGGACGAAAAGAAACCUGCAGCAACCAGGUAAUGAAGGAAUGAAAGGAAGGGUUAUUACUAAUUCUAAUGGAAUAAUAAAUUGACAGCAACCAGAGCAACAAUUGGUUCCAUUUGUUGAAAGUAAUGUUAAUGUGCAUCAGAAUUACAAAUGGAGCUGGCUUUGUCUGAAGCUGAGGGACGGUUUUCAUUCACCGACCACUAACUUGCAUUUCACAAGGCCAAGGGAAGACAUUAUUACUCAUUAGAUUGUUUUUAGGAAGCCUUUAUCGGUGCGGUGCUGGUCGAUGGCGGCUCGAUUUGGACACGACCGAGCAAUUCCACCAUUUUCCCGUUAUCUUGCCCCCUGCUCCCGGUGACGGAUCGUCGAAGCAGUCCAGUGAGGAGGCGGCGGUG
Lolium perenne is the source of this 2247-nucleotide messenger RNA. The record is from RefSeq and is a predicted model, not a curated record. Lineage: Eukaryota; Viridiplantae; Streptophyta; Magnoliopsida; Poales; Poaceae.